AUGAUAAUCUCCCUUCCAGAUAAGCAAAUCGUCGCAGAUUCGCUGCGCAGCUAUGUAGCAGUUAGCGGCAACGUAGUUGGUCGAGCAUUGACCAAUCUACACAGUCUUAUUCAAAUGCCCACUGGUUGUGGUGAGCAGAAUUUGGUUAAAGUGGCGCCUAGCGUCUAUGUGCUCCAACACCUCCUUCUUAAUCGUCAGAAAAAUUACACCAGAGAAGAUGAUAGUUCUCGUUAUAAUCGCAUUAUCAAGAAGGCUGCCAAGUACAUUUUGGAUGGCUUCGAGAACCAACUAUAUUAUCGCCACCCGAACAAUGGAGCCUUCUCCGUAUUCGGCCCUCAUCAUAGCACCAAUGGAAGCACCUGGCUUACUGCCUAUGUCUUCGAAGUCUUUAGUGAGGCUGAGAAAUUGCCAAUUGUCGCCAUCGCAGGGCAGCGUCUAGAUGCUCAUGACAUCCUUUCUAGCGCUUUUGAUUUUCUCCUCAGUCAACAACAAACUUCUAGAGAUGGAUGCUUUGAAGAGGGUGAUAGCCGUUUCUUGCCAUGGGUAAAGAACUCCAACGAAGUCGAGAAUCGGCUUCAACUCACUGCGCAUGUACUUGCUGCACUCGGUUCCGCCAGCACUGCAAUGAGAGAAGCCAAAGGUGAAGGAUUUAGACAUUGCGUGCGUUCCGCUAUUCGAUGUGUUGAAUCUACAGUGCAGCAUCAGCCCUUAAUUAGGUUGUCUACCAUCCUGUUGGCUAAAGUAGUCUACGCCACCAAAGCAUUUGUGAGUGAGGUCACUUCAUCAAUACGCAAGGCUAUGAUUAUCGAAUUGAUGAGCCGAUCAAAGAUGAAAUCCACUAUCAGUGGGUCUUUGAGGUGGUGGGCAGAUUCGGCGUCUAUGGUCACAGGAAGCCACCUCACCAAGGUACUUGAUUUGGAAACCACAGCAUACUCUCUGCUUGCACUUAGUCCCGCUGAUCUAUCUCAGGAGGAUCAACUGGCCACGAUGAAAUGGAUUUUACAACAGCAGAAUGAGAAGGGAGGCUUCUACUCCACAAAGGAUACAGUAGUUGCAUUACACGCUUUAACGCAAAGUGCAGAGACAUUUCCUUCGCCCAUUCAAGCUACUUCGAUAGUGAUUCAUUCUGGACCGCAAUUCCUAGUCAAUGUGCGGGUAGAUUUAAACAAAGGUAAUCGGUUAAUUACGCGUAUCUUUGAAGUUGGGGCACACAAUCAGAGUGAAAUUUCAAGUCUUCAAGUACGCAUAAAGUCAGCGGCUCGGGUUUGCAUUUCUAUCUUCUUCACAGCUAUUUACAAUGUUCCCCAAAUACGAAGUAAAAAGAAUAUUUUUGAGGUUGAGGUCGUUGUUAAUCAUAGUACUAGCAGUGCAACUGUAGCUUGCACCACGGCCCUCAUCACCCCGUGUUUGCGCUCUACACACGCGCAAGCUACUGGUAUGCUUCUUAUGGUUCUACAAUUGCCCAGUGGGUGGAUAGUGACAGUGGAUGAGUUGGAAAAGGUGACUUUCAAUGCAGGAUUGCGAAGGCUUGAGUUCAAUGCCCACAAACAGGAAGUGAGUGCCUAUCUUAAUGGAUUUUCAAAUGAAAGUAGUGAUGCAGAGAGGUGUUUCACAAUGGCAUUGCACCAACGCACCUAUGUGCAGGAGGCGCAGUCUGGUAUAAUCACUGCCCAUGACUACUAUAACCCACAGGAGAUAGUGAACGCAUCAUUUCAGCUUGAUCCUUGCCAGUUGUACUGGGAACAGCCGCUUGUAGGAGUUGCUACAAGCAACCCUACAUCUUUUGUCACUAAAAACGAAGUCACCAUCCCUACCACUACUACCAUUGAGACUGUCACGGAUUUGAAGUCAUUGUGCCCAAAGUGUGAGAUUAUAGAACAUUUAGACCUACUCGCGCGUCUCAAUAGAUCGUUAUGUCUUCAUAAUCUCUCACUAUACGUAUUUAAAACCUACAAUGCGAUCAAUCGCACUUCAAUUUUUGGACUGUUGCACUCUUUUGAUUAUGGUAAUCGUCUAGCUUCGUGGAAUACUACACUGAUGAUGUUAGAAGAUUGUAAGUGCCAGAUAGUAUUCGAGGAAGUUUUUGGCCUCUUUGGCCCACACAUUCAUCCAGGAAGCACAAAUGUCGUUCUUGCAGGACGUGAUGUGGUGAGCUUAGAGGACUUGGUCAAGUCAACCUCGAAGUUCAAGGAAAUGUUGGAGAUCAAGAUUAAAGAAGUGAACAAUGAUGAGCAAACUAAAUGGUGUGCCAAGAGAAUAUCCUUUUUUGUCCUUCUUAAAAAGCUUGUGACUCGCUAA
Molecule: messenger RNA, 2298 nt
Organism: Hydatigera taeniaeformis
Lineage: Eukaryota; Metazoa; Platyhelminthes; Cestoda; Cyclophyllidea; Taeniidae
Source: the annotation of a GenBank genome assembly